AUGUCCCAAACUUCUUCAUCUAAAAUUGUUGUCUACAAACCUCCCAUCCGACCACAGAUCGACAGACCUUCUGUGAUCCUCUAUGGAGCCAUAUUGUCCGACCCAGAUAAAGACUGGCAUACCAACCUUGCAGCCUCGCUGUCUGACCUUCCCAUUGCCAUCCUCAACCCUCGUCGAGAUGACUGGGACAGCAGCUGGAUCGAAGACAUUGCGUUUCCAAAGUUCAAGGAGCAGGUAGAGUGGGAGAUGGACUAUGCACAGGUUGCAGAUGUCAUUGUGUUCUACUUCGCGCCUGAAGCCCAAACGCCGAUUACUCUGCUCGAACUGGGCUUGUGUGCUGGGACGGGCAAGGCCAUUGUGUGCUGCCCAGAGGGCUUUUACAAGAGAGGAAAUGUGCAGAUGGUUUGUUUGAGAUAUGGUAUUGAAAUGUUGAAUUCGUUGGACGAGUUGUCGCAGAUGCUCAAGAUGAGGCUGGAGACCAAGUUGAGCGCGUACCGAUGCCGUUAUCCUUUUCCAUCCUGUGAUAAUGAUGACCGCUUCUUACAUUUCCUCUACACAUACACAAUGCAAUCUUCUCUCAGCAGAAUCGCGCCUACUCUGCGCAUUGCAAGUCGACGAUACCCCGCCCCCUCUGUGAGAUGUCGAUCCUUCCCAAAGUUAGGAUGCAGUCAAGUCAGGGCCUUUACCUCUACGCCAAGAUGCCAUAUUCGAACUAAGGAGAUGAAUGAUGAGCAUCUCAAGGACCUUGAAGUCAACCAGUCUCGGUUGAUGGAAGAUAUACAUUAUACUUGUCAAUGGGGAACAGGAGAGCGAUGGGGAGACAAGGAAACCGAAACGGGCAUGUCUCGUCUUGCCCUCUCAGACGCUGACAAGGCUGCUCGAGACUGGUUUGUGAAGACUACAGAAGCGCUAGGAUGCAAGGUGACCAUUGACUCCAUGGGAAAUACCUUUGCCGUUCGCCCCGGACUGCGAAACGACAAACCACCAACUUUUGUGGGAAGUCAUUUGGAUACGCAACCAUCUGGAGGACGUUAUGAUGGAAUCUUGGGAGUUACUGCAGGCGUUGAAAUGUUACGCGUACUAGCCGACAAUUGGACGGAGACUGAGUAUCCUGUAGGUGUUGUGAACUGGACUAAUGAAGAGGGUGCUCGCUUCCCAAUGUCCAUGGUCUCCUCUGGUGUCUGGGCUGGUUCGAUCCCUCUUGAGAUUGCACACAACCUCCGCGAGCUACAUCCCGGGACUGCGACCAUGGCUUCUGAACUCCAGCGGAUCGGCUACUUGGGAAGCACUCCUGCGAGCCACGAGGCAAUGCCAAUGGCUGCACACUUUGAGUUGCACAUUGAGCAAGGUCCAUUGCUUGAGAUGGCAAACAAGAAGAUUGGCAUCGUGACUGGUGUACAGGCGUACAAAUGGUUCACCAUCAACGUCAAAGGCCGAGACACGCACACCGGAACCACAGAUCUCAAGUCUCGAGCCGAUGCGCUCCUCACCGCCAGCAAGAUGAUCCUCCACUCUCAUCGGCUGGCGACUGCGAAUGCCGCCCUAGCAUCAACCGGCAUUCUGAACCUAAAGCCAGGCUCCACAAACACCGUACCAGGUUCCGUCUCCUUCAGCCUGGACAUCCGCUCACCAAAGGACGAAACCGUAUCCCUGAUGCAACAGCUCAUCGAGCGCGAUUUCCCCCGAAUCGCAGCCGGCGAAGAUGUCGACGGCUCAAACGCAGGCUGCACACCUGGCCUCCCCCUCAGCGUCGAGAUCAUCGAAGACUUCUCCUCCCCGGCCACCCACUUCCACGCUGAUUGCAUUGCCGCUGUGCGCCAGUCUGCGCAACAUGUCCUCUCCUCACCGAAGAGUCCCAGGGGCAGCAAUCUGGUCAUGGAGAUGACAUCUGGUGCGGGCCAUGAUAGCGUGUAUGCUAGUAAACGCUGUCCUACGAGUAUGAUUUUCGUCCCGUGUAGGGAGGGCGUGAGUCAUAAUCCGAGGGAGUUUUGCAAGGAGGAGGAUUGUGCGUUGGGGGCGCAGGUGCUGUUGCAGAGUGUGGUGAGGUUUGAUCGAAUGAGAGAUGAGAGGCGGGUGAGUUGGAAGCAGGAGCCGUAUACGUUGUAA
Messenger RNA from Plenodomus lingam JN3, 2106 nucleotides. RefSeq lists its product as uncharacterized. Gene Ontology annotation, molecular function: hydrolase activity, acting on carbon-nitrogen (but not peptide) bonds, in linear amidines. Lineage: Eukaryota; Fungi; Ascomycota; Dothideomycetes; Pleosporales; Leptosphaeriaceae. The record is from RefSeq and is a predicted model, not a curated record.